Pangasianodon hypophthalmus (striped catfish) is the source of this 6254-nucleotide messenger RNA. It is a transcript of the gene trpc4a, whose product is annotated as transient receptor potential cation channel, subfamily C, member 4a. Gene Ontology annotation, biological process: calcium ion transmembrane transport; manganese ion transport; regulation of cytosolic calcium ion concentration. The record is from RefSeq and is a predicted model, not a curated record. Gene Ontology annotation, cellular component: membrane; cation channel complex. The transcript has 11 exons. Lineage: Eukaryota; Metazoa; Chordata; Actinopteri; Siluriformes; Pangasiidae. The coding region runs from base 524 to 3364 and encodes 946 amino acids. Gene Ontology annotation, molecular function: protein binding; store-operated calcium channel activity; inositol 1,4,5 trisphosphate binding.
UUCUUAGUCUUAGCAGAGCUCUGCGUCUCACUCCAAGCUGAGUCCAGACGCACUAAACUGGAACUAAACUGAAGUUUACGCAAACAGACCACCAGGAAGACAGACUGGAUAUCCAUGCUGAGGACCUUUCGUGUUUCUGAGCAACAUUUUUGAUCAUUUUGAGCAACAUAUUGGCUCUUUUCCAGUUUCUACAAAUUGAGGUUAUAACAGAAACGUGUUGACCUGGCGGAGAUGACAGGAUGGUGGGACUGUCGCGCAGUAAUCACAGUAAGCACUGGGUGAAAAUGGUGUGACGGCGCGCAUCGGCGCUCCGGUUCUCCGGUGUUAGGGCUGGAAAGUGCAUCUCUCCUCCACAUUUCUUCGCUUGGGUUUUUUUUUUCUGGGGAAGCGCAGACGAGCGGUUUCUCAUCGCAGCCUCACUUCUGAGCACCUGUUGUGCGUCUUUGCUGAUGAGUUCAUAUGCGCCGGGAUUUUUCUCAACCACCGAAAACCUACAGCCUCAGUGUAACAUGGCCUAGCAGCGAUGUCCCAGCUGUAUUACCGCCGUACUGAUAACUCCUCGUAUCGAGACCGCAUCCCUCUGCGGAUUGUGCGGGCCGAGUCGGAACUGUCCCCCCUAGAGAAGGCCUACCUGAAUGCCGUAGAGAAGGGUGACUAUGCCAGCGUGAAGCAAGCCCUGGAGGAGGCUGAGAUCUACUUCAAAAUCAACAUCAACUGCAUCGACCCUCUUGGCCGCACAGCCCUGCUUAUCGCCAUUGAGAAUGAGAACCUGGAGAUCAUCGAACUCCUGCUCAGUUUUAACGUAUACGUAGGUGACGCGCUGCUCCAUGCCAUACGCAAAGAGGUGGUGGGUGCUGUGGAGCUACUGCUCAACCACAAGAAGCCCAGUGGGGGCAUGCAGGUGCCUCCUAUUCUGCUGGACAAACAGUUUUCUGACUUCACUCCUGAUAUAACACCCAUUAUUUUGGCUGCUCACACCAACAACUAUGAGAUCAUCAAGCUUCUGGUGCAAAAGGGCGUCUCGGUGCCCCAGCCACACGAGGUGCGCUGCAACUGUGUGGAGUGUGUAUCCGGCUCAGAUGUGGAUAGCCUGCGACACUCACGCUCCCGUCUCAACAUCUACCGCGCACUGUCCAGUCCAUCACUGAUCGCCCUGUCCAGUGAGGACCCGUUCCUCACGGCUUUCCGCCUCAGCUGGGAGCUGCAGGAGCUCAGCAAGGUGGAGAAUGAGUUCAAGGCUGAGUACGAGGAGUUGUCGCGCCAGUGCAAACAAUUCGCCAAGGACCUGCUGGACCAGACACGCAGCUCCCGAGAGCUGGAGCUCAUCCUCAAUUACAGAGAUGACAUAAAUCCACUGGAGGAUGAGGGCAAUAACAAUGAUCUUGCCAGGCUCAAAUUGGCCAUCAAGUACCAUCAGAAGGAGUUUGUAGCACAGCCAAACUGUCAGCAGCUCCUAGCAUCCCGCUGGUAUGAUGAGUUUCCGGGCUGGAGGAGACGCCACUGGGCCGGCAAGUUCGUCACCUGCAUUUUCAUCGGCCUCUUGUUCCCUCUCUUCUCCAUCUUUUAUCUGAUAGCCCCCAAGAGUCACUAUGGCCUUUUUAUCCGCAAGCCCUUCAUCAAGUUCAUCUGCCACACUGCCUCUUACCUGACCUUCCUCUUCCUCCUUCUUCUGGCGUCCCAGCACGUGGUCACCACAGAGUCGGAUCGGCAGGGUCCAGCUCCCACCACUGUGGAAUGGAUGAUACUGCCUUGGGUGCUCGGCUUUAUCUGGGCUGAGAUCAAACAGAUGUGGGAUGGCGGCUUUCAAGAUUAUGUGCAUGAUUGGUGGAACCUCAUGGAUUUUGUCAUGAAUUCUCUCUAUCUAGCCACUAUCUCUCUAAAGAUUGUAGCUUACACAAAGUACAGUGACUUCAAACCCAGGAAAGACUGGGAGAUGUGGCAUCCUACCCUGGUGGCAGAGGCAUUAUUCGCCAUUGCCAACAUCUUCAGUUCUCUGCGCUUAAUCUCGCUCUUCACAGCUAACUCUCACUUGGGUCCUCUUCAAAUCUCUCUGGGCCGCAUGCUACUGGACAUCCUUAAAUUCCUCUUCAUCUACUGCCUGGUGCUUCUGGCCUUCGCGAAUGGCCUCAACCAGCUAUAUUUUUAUUAUGAGACAGAGGCUUCAAACAAGACAGGGAAUUGCAAGGGUAUUCGCUGUGUACAGCAGAAUAAUGCAUUCUCCACGUUAUUUGAAACCCUCCAGUCUUUGUUCUGGUCCAUAUUUGGCCUCAUCAGUCUGUAUGUGACCAACGUUGAUCCAGAACACCAAUUCACUGAGUUUGUUGGAGCCACCAUGUUUGGAACCUAUAACAUUAUUUCUCUGGUAGUGCUUCUCAACAUGCUGAUUGCCAUGAUGAACAACUCCUAUCAACAUAUUGCUGAUCAUGCUGACAUCGAGUGGAAGUUUGCUCGAACUAAGUUGUGGAUGAGCUACUUUGAAGAGGGAGGCACUUUGCCUCCUCCAUUUAAUAUAAUCCCCAGCCCUAAGUCUGCAUGGUACCUGAUCAGAUGGAUCAAGAAGCACAUCUGCAAGAGGACAAUAUCAGAGAGAACUGAGACUUUUGGGUCAAUUAGUAGGAGAGCUGCAAAGAAUGUCCACAUCAAUCACCAGUAUCAGGAGGUGCUCCGAAACUUGGUGAAGCGGUACGUGGCUGCAAUGAUCAGAGAUGCCAAGACAGAAGAAGGCCUAACAGAGGAGAACUUCAAGGAGCUAAAACAGGACAUUUCUAGUUUCCGAUAUGAAGUGUUAGGAAUGAUGAAAGGAAAUAAACCAGGACUACAAACUUCCAAAGGAAGUACAGGGGCCUCAAACAUGGCCUAUUCUGACCAUCCUAUAAAGUGUUCAACAGCUCCUCCUGGAGAACAACUGAAGAGCAAGCUUAAACUUUUCAGUGUCACUGCCUCUAUUCUUCAACAAAAUUCAAAAGCAAAUACAAAGAAUACAGAACACUGUCUUGCUAAUGGGUCCAUCCCUACACCAUCAGAAAUUCCAUCGUGUAACAGGACAACAAGUGAUUUUUCUGGAUUGUAUCACCAAAUCCGGCACAGGGGGACGGACGAUCCUGGCAGGAUUUAUUCGGUGUGUGAAGAGGUUGGGGAGUCAGAUACAGAGGAACUGGGGGAGAAUAACAAGAAUGACAAAACCUCUGAGUCAUUGAUUAUGAACAAGGCCAAUGAAAAUGAAAUUGAUGAAAGCAGUAAUGAGACAAAAGAAGUGCACAAAGUGACAGAGGAAAGAAACAGAUUUUCUGACCUACCAUGUAUAUGUGAUGAAGAUGUGAAUGAUGAGCAUACUGAAAUUGAUGAAGAAAUCAGCAGAUUAUAGUAGCAUACAACCACUACGAGAUGGACAAUCAGACACCAGUUAAGCCAAACUGUAGUAGCUUCUUUGAAAUCAACUUGUCUGAACUGUUACAGAUUUCCAUUCUUCAGUCUUUAAGAUUUUAGAGAAAGGUGUUGACUGAGACCACGAACAGUAAACUCUUAAAAUAUUUCAACCAUAUUCCAUAUACAGGUUGCCUGAAUCACCAAUAUAGCGCACGGACAUGCCCUGCUGAGGAUUUCUUUGAAGGAGACUCAGGGAUGACUGUCUUUUUUGGAGUAUUCUAGGGUUUGGAAGCUAUGGCCACAAGAAGAUACAUUGCCAGUAAUUUCUGUCCUUUAGUAGCCAUUGUUUGGCUCUGUGGUUUCAAUUAAACUCUGUUGGUUUAAUUGCUUGUCACAAUAAAGCAAAAUUGAAGGUGUAAAAAUAGAAAACUACAUCAGAAGCAACUGUCCUGGUGAGGCUUUUAUUAAUAGAGUUUUGGGACUAUUGUUAAAUAACAAACAUUGGCACAGGCAUGAGCCCAUAGAGCAAAAUAAAUCAUCUUCACAAGUUUUCAGAAUGGCUGCCGGAAGCUGACCAUUGCCUGCCCACUGUUUGAUUUACCAGCUGAUGCUAACUUUGGGCCGUAUUCAGAGUUGAAUAAAGUAUGGUUAGUAAAGGGUUAAAUGAUAAUAAUUAUAACAAUAUAAAAAUAAUCAUAUGAAUUCCUAAAUUUUAAAUUUCAUUUACACUGAAAACUUGUCUUAAGACAAUACUUCUCUUGAGGAUAGAAAUGUAUAUGGCUAUAAAAAAAGAAAAAAAGAACUAUAACUACUUAAAGCUGUAGUAUAUAAGAUUUUGGAAUUUUGCCCUUCAUAACGGGUCAUAAUGGGUUGUGCUGCACUAUUCCUCCAUGGCACACAUUAAUCUCACAGGUGGGAGUGCACACAUGAAUAGGAGGAAGUGUCCCAAACUGCACGAAUGACAUUGUGCUGUGGUGACAUACCGUGUAGUAUGGUAAUAUGCAGUUUGGGAUGCAGUUUGGGAUGCAGCUCAAAUAUCCACAAUAAUAAAAUAGAUUUAUUGUGCAACAUCAACUCUGUUAUAGUUACUGAGUACCAGAUGAAAGAGCGAAACCUCUCAACAAGAGAUUGUCUUUUAGCUUCAAUCAGCUGUUUAGCUCUUACUGUGACUGCUUGAUCAAGCAGCAGUGACCGAGCAUCGUCGUUAUCAUGGUGUAACCGUGCUCAUUCUGUGGUAUAAUAAACAGCCUAUAAUCUACAGAAAGAACUAGUCACCCAACUGUCUGCUGGUUGUCUGCUGGUUGUCUGCUGUAAUUUCACAGCGUGCUGCUUGUACUGGACUGUGGGCUAAACAUAGGGGCUUUUCUCAAGCUCCUGCACAUCUCCAGGUCUGUUAGAUGCAGCUAGCAAUUUAAAAUGUAGUGUAAAAGUUUUCCAAAUAUUUACUCGUUGUAUCUGUGUUUUCUGUGUAUUUUGUUAUAUAAUUUUUUUUGUUUUCAAUAGGUUUAAAAAGGUUUGUCAUGAACUGGGUAGUAUUAGCAUACUUCAUACUAGCAUACUAAAACUGUCGCCUGAGUAUAAAAAACACAAAGAUCGGUAAGCAGAGUUGUUGAAUCACUUACAAAAACUCAACACCAUGCCUUAGGCACUACCAGCAAUCCUGAGAUCUCUAGCUCAACAACAUCUCAACUGGUUUGCAAUAUAAACACCACAACAAGGGUAACUCAGAUGACUAUCAUCUACCGUUCACAUGCUUCUCACCAAAUUAAAGAACAAAUAAAUGCCUUACCAGUUUAGAAAAAAAACUAAAACUCCAUCAGUCCUGCAUUGUUUUUUCCUAUUAGAAUGUAGUACUGGACUCUCACCCUCACACUUUGUUUACACUCGCAUGGAGUUCAUUGCACAAUAAUUGAUUGUGCUUUAUCAAGUUUAUCAAGUAUUCAAGUCAGCUGGCAUUACAGUAUGAAAUCCAUACUGUAAAUUCUUAUUUAGUCCAAUUACAAUUGCAAAUACAGUGAAUGUACACUACUGAAAUAUUGAAUAUUUUAUUUUAUUUUAUGUUAUUGAAAGGUAAUUAAAAAUCAUUUGGCAUGUUGUUGAGAAUCAGCUGAUUAAAUGUCUAUAGCUGGUGCGUAGAUUUGUAUAAAGGACUAUCCAAAUACAAUGUUACUAAAAAUCUGGAAACCUUGGGGCAGGUGAUUUUUAUUAAUCUAAUUGGGUUGCCCAGAAAAGUCAAGCACUUGCCUAAGCUGGCUCUGAAUUUAGAGAACUUUCCUGUUGUAAAUAUUGACAUAAAUUUUGAACUUAAUUUUCAACUUAACUUAAGUGGCCAACUCUGAAUACGGCACUUUGUCAUUAGCUGAGAGAGUUCAUGUCUUCAUACAGCUUACUAUAGUAUAUAUUAUUACUAUGCAAAUAUUUCAAACUGUUUAACCUUAUACAGUGUUACACAUGGUAGACAUUCAUGAUGUUGCUUUGAACUGAUGUCCUCGAUGCAAGACCAGAGAGCAUGGAGGAUGAAGGAAUAAGAGUAUGGGAAUUUCAUUCUCUACUCUGUAGUUAUAUCAUGUUAUUGGGUAAGCAUCCACAUUUAUUUGUGGUAUAUAUGCCCUACUUCAGUGUCAUGUAGCCUUUAUAUCACAAUUCUAUUGAACUUGUCAUAUUGAACUUAUCUGUCAUGUAUAUUCUGUAUCAUUCUUUAAAAUCAUGUUAAACAUUUCAAACUGAACAACUGCAUCACAUUUUCAUACUCAAAAGGUAAUGAUUGGCAUUUUGAAACUGAGCUGUCUGCUGACUUUAUCAUGUGAGCAUAAUGAACAGAGCAAACAUGUUUGCUUAUAGGGCCAGUGCUGUAUGCUGAAUACAAAAAAGUGAAAAUAAAUAAACAA